AUUCUCUUCUAACUCAAUAUUGUCUACAAAAAUUAUAAAAAAAAAAUAAAAUAAAAUAAAAUAAAAUUUGUAAAUAUUUAAUUCUACAAUCUCGAUUUUACACAAGGAUCAAUCUGAAUAUUGGUCAAGCAAAACGUAAUUUUUUUGUACAGCAAAUUAAAUCGUAAGAAAGCGCAGGAAAACCGUUAAAUCUUGAGUCAAACAACUAGACCAACCAAAUCCAAUUAGAGUCGAGUUGGAAAAGUCAACAAAUGCAAGAAAAAUAAGAUAAAGAGCUUGCAAACGAGCUAAAAUUAGGGGAGUUAGGGAAUAAUAGAAAUAGAGAUAGAGAGAUAAAGAGAGUAAGGGAAAGAGAGAGCACCAGAGGAUCGUUUUAUCAAUUCGCAUGCGCCAAUGAAAACGUCGCAUCCUUCACACGCGUCCGAUUUCGUCAUCGACAACGCCGUCGUUGCCGCUCCCAGUUCCGCUACCGGUUCCGGCUCGGCAACAACAGAACCAGAGCAGAUCUAUAGGCCACGUCUCAGCACCUAUGCAGCAGCAGCAGCACCAGCAUCAGUAGCCCCUGCGCAUGGGCUGGACGUUAAGCCAACCGUCGAACAGAUCAGCAUUGGCAUCAGCUGCGAUCUGAAGCCCAUUGUCUAUCUAGACGCGGAGACACGGCAGCCGCGACAGCGCAGCGUCAUCAUCAAGCAGCACUCACAGCAUAAUCAACAUCAUCAGCAACAUCAUCAACAGCAGCAGCAACAUCAUUAUCAACAAGAACAGCAGCAGAAAGCGUUGUCCAAGUCAGCAGCAGCGGCCAACAGCAAGCGAAAGCGCGAAACAGAUUGCGAUUGCGGCUGCGUGGACUCGUACAACGCCGCUCAUAAUAUUGUGAGCAAUAGCAGCAGCAGCAGCGGCGGAGGCGUCAACGGCAACGGCAACAGCAGUGGCAGCAGCAGCCUCAAAACGGCGCACGCUAAGGUUGCCACAUCGGGGGGCCAUGCCAAUACGCAGCCCCCCAGCAAGCGCUCCAGCAGCGGAGCCGAUGGCGACUAUCAACUGGUGCAGCACGAAGUGCUCUACUCGCUGUCUGCGGAAUAUGAGGUCCUGGAAUUUCUGGGUCGCGGCACCUUUGGCCAGGUGGUCAAGUGCUGGAAGCGCGGCACUUCCGAAAUCGUCGCUAUCAAAAUCUUAAAGAAUCAUCCAUCGUACGCGCGUCAAGGCCAGAUUGAGGUCUCGAUACUGUCGCGGCUCAGCCAGGAGAAUGCGGAUGAGUUCAAUUUUGUGCGCGCUUUCGAGUGCUUUCAGCAUAAGAAUCACACCUGCCUGGUCUUCGAGAUGCUCGAACAGAAUCUUUACGACUUUCUCAAGCAAAACAAGUUCUCGCCGCUGCCCUUGAAGUACAUACGACCCAUACUGGAGCAGGUGUUAACUGCCCUGUUGAAGCUGAAGCAAUUGGGUCUGAUUCACGCCGAUUUGAAGCCGGAGAACAUAAUGCUUGUGGACCCAGUGCGUCAGCCGUAUCGCGUAAAGGUCAUUGAUUUUGGAAGUGCCUCGCAUGUGAGCAAGACCGUUUGCAACACAUAUUUGCAGUCGCGCUAUUAUCGGGCACCAGAAAUUAUCUUGGGUCUGCCGUUCUGCGAGGCCAUCGAUAUGUGGUCGCUGGGCUGUGUGGUUGCUGAGCUCUUUCUGGGCUGGCCACUGUAUCCGGGCAGCUCUGAGUUUGAUCAGAUCCGCUACAUAUCGCAAACACAGGGCCUGCCCACGGAGCACAUGCUGAACAGCGCCUCGAAGACGUCGAAGUUCUUCUAUCGAGACGUGGACUCCACGUAUCCAUUUUGGCGCUUGAAGACCACCGAGGAGCAUGAGGCGGAAACGAAUACGAAGAGCAAGGAGGCGCGCAAGUAUAUUUUCAAUUGCCUGGACGACAUUGGGCAGGUGAAUGUGCCCACGGACCUGGAGGGCGGGCAGCUGCUGGCCGAGAAGACGGACCGUCGUGAAUUCAUUGAUCUACUCAAGCGCAUGCUAACCAUUGAUCAGGAACGACGGCUCACGCCAACGGAGGCGCUGAAUCACAGCUUCACGCGGCUCACCCACCUGGUGGAUUAUGUCUAUUGCAACAAUGUUAAGGCCUCGGUGCAAAUGAUGGAGGUGUGCCGACGUGGCGAUUUCCAUACCGUACAACCUGCUCCCACGUUGGUGACCAACUUUGUGCCCAGCAGCACGGAGAACAUGACCUUCACCAUCAACAAUCAGCUGACCAGCCAGGUGCAGCGCCUAGUGCGCGAUGGCCGCCCACUGGCCUACGAGGGCCUCUAUCAGAUCUAUGGCGGUCGCAAUGUGGCACGACAGUAUCCACAGGCGCGCACCGAUACGUUCCAGCAUCAGCUGGUGUCCAACAUUCUCUGUCCGCCCUCGUAUCAGGCCAUGCCCAGUCCCACCAAGCAUGUCGUUGUGGGCAGUGCCACGAUGCAGCCGCCGUUGCAGGUGCCGCCGCAGCAAUAUGUCAAUGUGCCCGUGCCCGUGUCCAUGGUGGAGCCCAGCUCCGGGCAGCGCAUGCUGCUCACCAAUCGUGUGCAGGCCAGCGGCGUGGCCUGGCCGCAAACUGGUCGGCAGAUGGCUCUGGUGCCAUCCUGGCCGCAGCAGGCGCCGGCGCAUUCGCUGAUCGUCGACUCGACGUCGCUUUUCAAUGUGGAAGAGAUCUAUCCAAAACAUCAUCUCAACUUGCCGCGCAACGAUCUCAAGAAGGAGUCGCCGGCCCAUCAUCUAGCCAAGGGCAGCUCAUAUCGUGUGCCGCGUCACGAGAAGAAGGAGCAUCAGCAGCUGUCGCCAGUGAAGAAGCGCGUCAAGGAGAGCUCGCCGCCGCAUCAGCAGCGCUAUCAGCGCGCCACACACGUUUCGCCGCAGUACCACGCCCAUCACAAUUGCAACUACGGCGGUGGAGGAGGAGGAGGCUAUGGCGCAGGCGCCGCUGGCGCCGUCGUCGCGAGCUCUGCCUCAUCAGCGAGCAACAUUAUCAAUGCCAGUGGCAGCAGCUCAUCGAGCUCGCAUCAUCAUGCACCGGUGGCGCAUGCUCCGCACGGCAGCAGCAGCGCCUACAACAGCGCCGGCCAUCAUAUUGUGGUUAGCAAUUGCAGUGGCAAUGGCGGUGGCUCGGCCGUCAGUUAUCAUGGCAGCAGCCAGCCGCCGUUGCAUGCGCAUCAGCAGCCGCACGUGAAGCAGCCAACGAUCACCAUUCAUGACACGCCCUCGCCGACAGCUGUCGUGGGCGAUGUAAUCACCAUUUCGGACAGCGAGGAUGAGGGAGCCGAUGCAGCUGUGCAGCCAGUCAAGCAGCGUGCACACGCGCAGUCGCAGACGAGCAGCAGCCUAAUGCAGCAGCAGCAGCAGCACCAGCAUCCACAUCAGCAGCAUCCACAACAACAGCAACAUCAACAGCAGCAGCAGCAGCAGCAGCCACAGCAGCACUCGAGCAAUUCGCAUUGCCGCAGCAGUGGCGGACAGCCGUUGCAUGCGCAACAUCAGGCCGUUAAUUAUGGUGAUCACGAUCCGGAGGAUGCGCGACGACGUCAUCAUGCAGCAGCCGCCGCAGCUCUCGCCGUGCCCACUGGCAGCAGUCCCAAGAAUCAUCAUCAUCAGCAACAGCCGCAACAACAGCAACAGCAGCAGCAGCAACAUCAUCAUCAUCACCACCAACAACCACCGCCGCCGCCGCAGCAGGUGCAGGUGCAGCCGUCACAGCAGACGCCACACUAUCAGCCGCCGCCGCCACAAGCCCAGCCACAGCUACAGCCGCAGCCCAGCAUCAAAUACGAGCCGGGGCAAUCUCAAAAGAAACGCAUUCUGGCCAUGGCGCAGAGCGAGUGCAACUAUCAACCGCAGCCGCCGCCGCAGGUGCAGAUACAAGUGCAACAGCAACAACAGCAGCAGCAAGCACCGCCGCCGCCGCCUGUAGUCAGCCUGCCGCAUAUUCCAACCAAGCAGGAGCCAGCCGAAUUCUAUCCGGAUUAUCCACCCCAACAGCAGCCGCAGCUGCAACUGGAAACGAAGCGCAGCUCUUGGGCAGCUGGUUCGAGUGCAGGCGCCAUGCCGCUGGCACAUCCCAAGCGCGAGGCGCCCUCUGUGGCGCCUGUUAACUAUGUGGCACCCACUGUUGCACCACCGUUGGCCCACUCGAAGAGCAGCUCGAGCGGCUCCUCAUCGAUCAGCGCUGCGGCUGCUGCAGCUGCGGCAGCUGCUGCCGCUGCAGCCAGCGUCGGUCCACCGUCGUGGGGUCCACCCCAGGUCUAUCGCCAGCCAUCGCAGCCUCCGCCAGCGUCGGCAUCUGCUGGUGGUGGUGGUGGAGGUGGAAGUGGAGGUGGUGUUGCCCCACAGCCAUCCGCUGGGCCGCCACAUCAUCAUCACAGCAGCCACAGUCAUCAUCAUCAUCAUCAGGCGGGCACGCCGCUGGGCGGCUCACCGUCAUCGACAGCCGCUGCUAUGUUGCAGACAGACAUAUAUGCACAGGGCGAUAUGUAUCGAAGACCCACCGUCUAUGUAUCCCAGGCAGCGCCCACAUACGCCUAUGCGAACCGAGCGGUGGUUGCCCCACCACCAGCCCACAAUAGCUCCAGCCGACAGGUCAUACCAUCCCAUCCGCUGCCGGCUCACAUUCAAAUCCCCACACAGUAUAGCCAAUUCGGACCAUUGAGUCCCGCCCAGGUAGCUGCCAGCAAGCAUGCGGCGCACUUUGCGCCCACCAACAUAUGGUAUGGUGCUGAGUAGCUUGCUGAAGUAGGGUGCACGAGGGUUGACGCGAGGAUGCCAGAGGCCACCACUGACAAGAACAACAACCAGAACAACAACUACAACUACAACUACAACAAGAACACAGCUUCCUUUCCUAACUAAUCACACACAGAGCGUAGAACUUGAUUACUUGAUUGAUUGAUUGAUUGAUUGAUGCUCGAAUCUUUUGUGGCCUCGGUUGAUGGCGGCGACAGCAACAACAACAACUGCAACAACACUAACAACUUUGAGGAGCAGCAGGAAUUGCAGAGGCUGCAGCUGACGCAAUGCUGGUGGUUUAUGAUGCUCAUGCAGCAGAGCAUCAUACAGUACAACAGUAACAUGUUGCAAGAGACAGGCGCAACAACAACGACGACGACGACGACGACGACAACUACUACAACAACAACAAUAAGUGUUGCACGCAACAAGAGUUGCCGCAAACGUUGAAAUCGUUUUAAGUUGUUUUUUUUUUUAAUUUCGUCAAUACUUAAGAUUGUCGAUUUUUCAUUAAUUCAAUUGCGAAUUACGAUUGAUUAAUUUAAAUUAAGAUUUCCAAUUUUUUUCCAUUUUAAAUAACAUAAUGUUAAGCAUUUUCUACGCGCAGUUUGUCGUGUAAAGUGCAACAGCUUACAUACACAUAUGUAAUUAACACACACACACACAACAUAAUCGAGCGAAAAUUGAGAGAUUUUCCAAAAGCAAAAGAAGAAAAAACUAAAGCGUUUCACUAUGUGUGUUGUAUAUUUUUAUUAGAACUGCAAAGUGCAUACUAUAACUAUAUAUGUUUAUAAUAUAUAAGAGUACGCUAAAUUAUGUAUUCGAUAGAAACUUAUGAUACUAAGACAUGCAGACACCCACACACACAUACAUAUAUGUAAAA
This is a messenger RNA of Drosophila hydei, 5632 nucleotides long. RefSeq names its product homeodomain-interacting protein kinase 2 (gene Hipk). Bases 394 to 4746 code for a protein of 1450 amino acids. The record is from RefSeq and is a predicted model, not a curated record. Gene Ontology annotation, molecular function: ATP binding; protein serine/threonine kinase activity; protein tyrosine kinase activity. Lineage: Eukaryota; Metazoa; Arthropoda; Insecta; Diptera; Drosophilidae. The transcript has 11 exons. Gene Ontology annotation, cellular component: nucleus; cytoplasm. Gene Ontology annotation, biological process: peptidyl-threonine phosphorylation; peptidyl-serine phosphorylation.